AUGUCUAAGUUCUCGUUGAAGGGCAGGGUUGCUCUGGUCACCGGAGGAGCUAGAGGCUGCGGAUUUGCCUUCGCUCAAGGCCUGGCUGAAGCAGGCGCAGAUGUGGCCAUCUUCGACGUGAUCCCUCCUUCACCGGCUCUGGCCCAGCUCACAGUCGACCACGGCGUUCGAACCAACGCAUACACCGUCGACGUCACAUCCAUCGCAAGCCUCAAGUCUGGUUUCGAGGCAUUCAAGGCGGACUUUGGAGGAAAGUUUGACAUUGUCGUUGCGUGCGCGGGCGUUAACAAAAAUGUCGAGCUCCUGGAUACCACCGAGGAAGACUUUGACAGGUUAUUCGGCGUCAACUGCAAAGGGGUCUACUUCACUGCUCAGAUGGCGGCCAAACAGAUGAUCGAAAAUGUCACGAAGUGCGGCAGUAUCAUUCUUGUCGCCAGCAUGGCUUCCUACAUCGCCAUCCGCUCCCAGCGCUCGAGUGCGUACUGCGGGACCAAGGGUGCGGUGAAGGCAAUGGUGGCGCCAAUGGCUGCGGAGAUGAAUAAGUAUGGGAUCCGGGUAAACUCAGUGAGCCCUGGAUGA
Molecule: messenger RNA, 579 nt
Organism: Diaporthe citri
Lineage: Eukaryota; Fungi; Ascomycota; Sordariomycetes; Diaporthales; Diaporthaceae
Exons: 3
Coding region: 1-579 (192 amino acids)
Cellular component (GO): intracellular anatomical structure
Molecular function (GO): oxidoreductase activity, acting on NAD(P)H, oxygen as acceptor
Source: RefSeq, a predicted model, not a curated record